Messenger RNA from Etheostoma cragini (Arkansas darter), 1526 nucleotides. It is a transcript of the gene parla, whose product is annotated as presenilin associated, rhomboid-like a. NCBI's taxonomy places the organism in Eukaryota, Metazoa, Chordata, Actinopteri, Perciformes, Percidae. The coding region runs from base 162 to 1331 and encodes 389 amino acids. Gene Ontology annotation, cellular component: membrane. Gene Ontology annotation, molecular function: serine-type endopeptidase activity. The transcript is spliced from 10 exons. The record is from RefSeq and is a predicted model, not a curated record.
CCUUUCUCCACUCCUCCUCAAAAAGUACUUUCUUAUGCCAAGAAGAGCUCCUGAGUGGACGCGGGUGAAAAACAGACGUCGGAGCUUUUACGUGAGACCCUGAAAGCAGCAUUAGCUCUAGUGUGAGAGGGAGGGGCUUCAGGCAGGAGGUCAUAACAAACAUGGCGUGGAGAGGAUGUGUAUUGAAAUGGACUAAAACAGAGUUCCUCAGGUCCAACAACACUACUUCACAAAGCUCCAGACUGUACCCCCACAACCAACAAAGGUGCAGUUUCCGUCGGGAAGCCAAAAAGCCGGAUGUAAAGAAAGGAAAUGUCACCCAAGAAUCAAAAGCUUCACCUUCUGAGGCUGGCACACCAGGUUCCCCCCCUCCUCCCAAAGUCCCCCGACCAACACUUUUAAAACCCCUGAUGUUCACAGUCGGAUUUACAGGCUGCUCCUUUGGUGCGGCUGCCAUUCUACAAUAUGAGACCCUGAAGUCAAGAGUUACGACUCCAAAAGCUGAAGAGGAGUCAGAAAAACUCUUACAGGGGUCUCAGGACAUGGUGUACUGGCAUGACUGGUGGAACAAACUGUCAGGCUUCCAGCAGCAGCUCCUUCUCCUUAUGUCCAUGGUAGAUGACUUCUGGAGCAGUCUCACAGAGGGACAGAAGACUGUAACCGGCAUCAUUGCAGUAAAUGCUGUAGUUAUGUGUUGCUGGCGCAUCCCUUCAAUGCAAAGAACCAUGAUUAAGUACUUCACGUCCAACCCAGCCUCCAAAACACGAUGUCUUCCCAUGGCCCUGUCCUGCUUCAGCCACUACUCCAUUAUCCACAUGGUGGCCAACAUGUAUGUCCUGUGGACAUUCUCAUCAGGAAUUGUCUCUCUCUUAGGGAAGGAGCAGUUUCUUGCACUCUACCUGUCUGCUGGUGUGAUUUCUACUAUGGUCAGCUACAUGUGUAAAACUGCCACUGGACGUCUCCAUCCAUCAUUAGGCGCAUCUGGAGCUGUCAUGGCAGUACUGGCUGCAGUCUGUGCAAAGGUGCCAGAGGCCAAACUAGGAAUAAUCUUCCUCCCCAUGAUCACUUUCACAGCAGGAAAUGCUCUGAAAGUACUCGUCGCCAUGGAUACAGCAGGGCUCAUACUGGGAUGGCGGCUCUUUGACCACGCAGCUCACCUUGGAGGAGCCCUCUUUGGAGUAUGGUAUGUGGCGUAUGGUCACAAACUGAUUUGGAGGAAAAGGGAGCCUCUUGUGAAGCUGUGGCAUGACAUGCGUUCUCCUGGUGCUGGUGGAUCCAGGCCAGGAGGUGGGCCUGGGGUCAGUGGUGGUGGUGGACCUGGUCCACAAUGACACUCUGCAAGGUCUCUCAGAUCUUUUUUGAAAGAACUGGGCGUCCACAGUUAACCCCGAACACGCAAGGACGCUUUUAUCCCCCGAGAGGGAGUCGGGUGUAACUGUUUAUUAAUAUAGUUUUUAAAUCAGGGUUUGUUAUGACCAUAAGAUGAUUUAAUGGUAUGCAGAGACUGGAAAUUAAAAAAAAAAAAA